UCUAAAAGUGAACACAAAUUGUUUAAUAAAAAACACAUGAUUUCUAGUAAAUAGUUAUUUAAUUUAUAUUAAUUAAUUAUAUUUAAUAACAAAUUUGUGUUAAAAAAAUGUUAAACAAAUUAGUUUUGUUGUCUUCACGCUUAAGACCACGACAUGGAUGGCUAUAUAUAAACCGAUUGAUGUCCAACAUUACUGCCGACAAUGAGGCCAAAAUUACGGUGACAAAUGACGGCCAGACUAUCGUUUGUCUUCAUGAGGACCGACUGUUUCCUUACGAACACUCGAGGCCGAUCCCUGAGACCAGCGAAUGGCUUAAAGAAGACGAAUCGGUACUAAAGAUAUCGCACCGCAUCUCUGGUCAAAACAUACACCACGGGUCGGGUCCUGAUCUCGAAGAACUACAAUUACUGACGUUUACACCGGCAUUCAAGUGGAAAAGGAGACCACUCAAGAGAGUUGUUCCCAAACCGCCUCAUCCGAGACCUGGUAUUUAGAUUCUGGUAUAUAAUUACCGGUAAAUAUACGAAUAUAAUAGU
Molecule: messenger RNA, 536 nt
Organism: Oppia nitens
Lineage: Eukaryota; Metazoa; Arthropoda; Arachnida; Sarcoptiformes; Oppiidae
Gene: mRpL42
Product: 28S ribosomal protein L42, mitochondrial-like
Exons: 4
Coding region: 108-494 (128 amino acids)
Cellular component (GO): mitochondrial large ribosomal subunit
Source: RefSeq, a predicted model, not a curated record